Molecule: messenger RNA, 1153 nt
Organism: Protopterus annectens (West African lungfish)
Lineage: Eukaryota; Metazoa; Chordata; Ceratodontiformes; Protopteridae
Product: nuclear protein 1-like
Exons: 3
Coding region: 121-366 (81 amino acids)
Biological process (GO): regulation of transcription by RNA polymerase II; negative regulation of cell population proliferation; negative regulation of cell cycle
Cellular component (GO): nucleus
Source: RefSeq, a predicted model, not a curated record
ACAUCAGGAAACAAAGAGACAGGCAGCCAGUCCAUAUUGGAAAACAGUUCUUUUUCUUUAUAAACAGCAAAAAAGCUUUAGAGAAAUUUUAAAUCUGUUUGGUACUUCAGUAGCUUAAUAAUGAGUUCUAACUUUGUAGAAGCCUCAAAACUAAAGCCUUCAGAGUUUGAAGAGCAAUAUUUUGAUGAAUACGAUUACUAUAACCUGACAGAUCGCUACUCUGUGCCUAGGGGAAGCAGCUCUAAAGGCAGGACUAAAAAAGAAGCCAGUGAAAACACAAACAGGCCCAACCCUGGAGGACAUGAGCGGAAGAUUGUGGACAAGAUGCAGAAGACAGAGAAGAAGAAAAAGGAACAAAAAGAGUAAAAUAAUCAGAGAAUUGAACUGACUGGUGAAAUACAGGUUCCAGAAAAAUGGCAAAGUCACACGGCAUGAGAUUACGGAUCUGCAAUGGCCACAGUGCCAACCACAGACAAGAAAGAAGGAACACAAGAGGGCAUACUCUUUCUAGAAUUUGCUUUCUGUAUUUUGUGAAUGAUUUGCACCAAGAUGGGUGAUCCGAAUGUGCCCUAAGCAGAUAGAUCACUCCCAGCCACCAUAUGUGGCCUUUUUGUACUUGGUCGGUGAGGAGAUAUUAUUAUUCUGUUUUGUCAAACAACUGUGCAGUGUUUUUUUAAUAUUGUGUUUUAGAAUAAGAUAUUAUAAAUUUUUCUUGCACCUAUGUUCAUUUCUGCUGGAGAAAUGGAAUAGUAGUGGCUACUUUUCCAUCCCUUACUAGCAAGUACGGUUGCUAAGUAAAUGGUAUCCAUCUUAUUUCAGUUCUUGCAAGCAAAAUCAAUAGUAAAGAUACAAGAUGGUAUUGCUUUCUAUUCAUUUUAAGAACAUGAAAGUACAUUUCAUGAGUUAUACAUAAUACAAUCUGAAAGAAACUGUCAUGUAGCCAUCAUAAAACAUCUUGUCCAUGUACUGCAUGUGUCAGAAUUCAAAUCUACAAACUGUUACGUUCAUGCAUGAUUAAAGUGCAGUCAUUACAGUGUUUUGGAUGUUUUUUUAUAUUAGUAUCUAAAUAUUGUGUGUGAUACACAGAAAGUAAACUUGUAUCAGUGGAACUACAUUAAUAAAAGACAUCUUAUGUAAAAUUGUUCAAAUCAUA